Messenger RNA from Cuscuta europaea, 981 nucleotides. The record is from the annotation of a GenBank genome assembly. NCBI's taxonomy places the organism in Eukaryota, Viridiplantae, Streptophyta, Magnoliopsida, Solanales, Convolvulaceae.
GAACUUAUUAGCGCAUGUGGGCCGCUUUUCUUGCAUCUUCAAUGCAAACCCUCUAUAUGCGGUAUCCGAAUCUGAAGCCACACAUUCGAUCAAUUACUCGUCAACACAAAAUGAAGACUUGGAUUCCAUUCUUAUUAUUCCUGCUUUCCUCCUUUCAUGGGGAGGCCGCAGUUAGGACCGUACUCGACGUCCACGGGAACGGCGUCCAAAGUGGCGUCAAGUAUUACGUCGUCCCGGUGAACAAGACUCAAGGCGGCGGGCUUGAUCUGCUGCCCCCAUCUACUACAUGCUAUAGGAAUGUCGUCGCAGUGCCCACCAAACUGUUAGCGAACGCUGCGUCCUUCUUCCCGGCGGUGGCGCCGAAGAACGGCGUCGUCGUGAACGGAACGGAUCUCAACGUCGAGAUAUUCCCCAGCGGCGCAAACGCCGGCAACUGCUCCAAUGUCUGGACAAUCUCCGGCUCUGAUCCUGAAAACAUCGACAUGGAUCAAUACGUCUUGAGCGGCGGAGUGAAGGGGAACCCGGGCAGCACGACGGCGGUCAACUGGUUCAUGAUUGUGAAGUCGGUCAACGGGUACAAGUUUAUGUUUUGCCCGGUGUCCUUGUGCGACUGCAGCCCGGUGUGCCAAGAUGUUGGCAUAUUCGUCGACAAAGCGGGAAACAGGCUUCUCAAAGUUCAGAGUAGCUUACCCCAUUUGGAGGUGAACUUCAUAAAGGCCUAGCUAGCUACCUGCAAGCUAGCGUGGCGUUCAUUCAUCAUAAAUAAUCUUAUGGAACUGGAUGCUUCAUUUAUGCAUUUUUAUAUGCUAAUAAAAUAAAAUGUCCAGAAAUAUGUGUGGGCAUUUAAAAUUUCUCGACUAAGUCUGAUCAUUAUUGAAACUCUUUUGAAAACCGUCGGGCUAUUCUCAAUCAUAUUGAACCUCUUUCAAGUGUUAUUGGAUUAACGUUGAAUUCUAUUGGAUCGCUCAUGAUAAUCGUUGG